This is a messenger RNA of Akanthomyces muscarius, 1137 nucleotides long. RefSeq lists its product as uncharacterized. Lineage: Eukaryota; Fungi; Ascomycota; Sordariomycetes; Hypocreales; Cordycipitaceae. The transcript is spliced from 3 exons. Gene Ontology annotation, cellular component: cytoplasm. Gene Ontology annotation, molecular function: 2-oxoglutarate-dependent dioxygenase activity. Bases 1 to 1137 code for a protein of 378 amino acids. The record is from RefSeq and is a predicted model, not a curated record.
AUGGCUCCUUCUCUGACCGAAACCAAGACUGUCUCCGAACAGAAGCCUCCGCAGCCAUACAAGCUACACCUUGGCCAGUACAAGGAAAUUGAUGCCGUGUUUGUAGACAGAGCCGCCGAGGAGGGCAAGACUGGCGAGCCUCCUGCCAAGUACCCUCACUACCUCCCUACCUGGGAUCGCACACAGUCCUGGCCUCCUCUGGAGCCGUACGAGCACUACGAGCACGGCAAGGACGCCGAUACUUCAUACCCCAACCUCUUCCCCGAGGGCAGCGACGUGACCGAGCUCACGCCCAGCAUCGGCAGCGAGGUCCGCGGCAUCCAGCUGUCGGCCCUGACCGACAAGGGCAAGGACGAGCUCGCCCACUACGUUGCCACGCGCAAGGUUGUCGCCUUUCGCAACCAAGACUUCGCCGACCUCUCCAUUCCCGACGCGCUCAAGUACGGCGAGUACUUUGGCCGCCACCACAUCCACCCGACGUCGGGCGCGCCCGAGGGCCACCCCGAAAUUCAUCUCGUCCAUCGCGGCGCCGGCGACAAGGGCCACGAGACGUACUUCCAGGCACGCACCAGCUCCGUGGCCUGGCACUCAGACAUCUCGUACGAGAAGCAGCCGCCCGGCACCACGUUCCUUUACAUCCUCGACCGCCCCGAGACGGGCGGCGACACGCUCUUCGUGGACGCCGUCACGGCUUACAAGCGCCUCAGCCCUCUGUUCCAGGAGCGUCUCCACGGCCUCCGCGCGACACACUCGGGCAUUGAGCAGGUGAAUGCUGCCGCUGCCAGAAAUAGCAUCAAGCGUCGCGAGCCCGUGGUCCAUGAUCACCCCAUCGUGCGCACCCACCCUGCAACUGGUGAAAAGGCCCUCUAUGUUAACCCUCAAUUUACCCGCGAUAUUGUCGGCUUGAAGAAGGAGGAGUCGGACACACUGCUCAAGUUCCUCUACGACCAUCUCGCAUACGGAGCCGACUUCCAGGCCCGCGUCAAGUGGGAGGAGGGCACCGUCGUCGUCUGGGACAACCGUGUUACACAGCAUACCGCGAUUGUGGACUGGGAAAACGGUCAGCGUCGUCACCUUGCGCGUCUAACUCCGCAGGCCGAGGCUCCAUUUGAGACGCCGUAUGUAGCACCCGAGUAA